CGAGAGUGCAUUUCCAUCCACGUGGGUCAGGCUGGAUGCCAGAUUGGCAAUGCAUGUUGGGAACUCUACUGCCUUGAGCACGGCAUUGAGCCCGACGGUCACAUUCCAUCCGACAAGAAAUCAAACAGUGACGAUUCCUUCAAUACAUUCUUCUGUGAGACAAGUUCCGGAAAGCACGUCCCCAGAGCAGUUUACGUUGAUUUGGAGCCAACUGUUAUUGACGAGAUCCGCACCGGGAAGUACAGGCAGCUGUUUCACCCGGAACAGUUGAUCAACGGCAAAGAGGAUGCCGCCAAUAACUACGCUAGGGGUCACUACACGGUCGGCAAGGAGAUUAUUGACCUGGUCAUGGACAGGGUCAGAAAGAUGGCCGACCAGUGCACAGGUCUACAGGGGUUCCUCAUUUUCCACAGCUUUGGUGGUGGCACUGGUAGCGGGUUCACAUCUCUGCUCAUGGAACGCUGCUCAGUAGAUUACGGCAAGAAGUCAAAGUUGGAAUUCGCCAUCUACCCAGCCCCACAGAUUUCCACUGCGGUAGUUGAGCCGUACAACUCCGUGCUCACCACCCACACCACACUGGAGCACUCCGACUGCGCCUUCAUGGUGGACAACGAGGCCAUCUACGACAUCUGCCGUCGCAACCUCGACAUUGAACGCCCCACGUAUCAGAAUCUGAACCGUCUCAUAGGUCAGAUAGUAUCGUCCAUCACUGCGUCCUUGAGGUUCGAUGGCGCCCUUAAUGUUGAUCUCACCGAAUUCCAGACAAACUUGGUGCCAUACCCCAGGAUUCAUUUCCCGCUGGUCACAUAUGCGCCCAUCAUAUCAGCCGAGAAAGCGUACCACGAGCAGAUGACCGUGGCAGAAAUCACCAACGCCUGCUUCGAGCCCUCCAACCAAAUGGUCAAAUGCGAUCCCCGCCACGGGAAGUAUAUGGCCUGCUGCAUGCUGUAUCGUGGAGACGUUGUUCCAAAAGACGUCAACGCCGCCAUCGCCACCAUCAAGACCAAGAGAACAAUUCAGUUUGUUGAUUGGUGCCCAACCGGUUUCAAAGUGGGUAUCAACUACCAACCGCCAACAGUCGUGCCAGGUAGUGGUGACUUGGCCAAGGUGCAGCGUGCUGUUUGUAUGAUCAGUAACACCACAGCCAUUGCCGAGGCCUGGGCAAGGCUGGACCACAAGUUUGAUCUCAUGUAUGCAAAGAGGGCUUUCGUCCACUGGUAUGUGGGUGAAGGUAUGGAGGAAGGGGAGUUCUCAGAGGCCCGAGAGGAUCUUGCCGCUCUGGAGAAGGACUACGAAGAGGUCGGCGUAGAAUCUUUAGACGGAGGCGUCUAUGAAGAUGAGACAGAGGAAUACUAGAAAUUUGAUCUCGGGCACCCUCGUCCCCAUCCCCCUGCAAGUGGCACCCAACUCCUUGCGCUGUCUGGAGUAUUGCGUAUACAAACAAUGUAUUUCCGUGUAAUUCACCUGUUAACAACAUAUCUAAUUAUUUAUUUCGUUUAUUGUGCUAUGGCUUACGCAAUCACCCUGGAUUUCACAGUAUUUUGCUUUAAGUGCAAAACAACGUUCGUUAAUACUGUAGUGAUUUUAAACAAGCGGAGCAAUCAAGGCAUAGCGGGUGUAAGUAAGAAGCACUAUAUGGUAACGGGUUAGAUCGCGUUAUCGAUACUUUUCAAUUCAUACCCGUCUGCAUUCAUUCAAAAUUCAGUAUUUAAAAUUGCUAUGUAUACAGUUUAUCAGUUUAACCAUCUCUUCGCACUUAUUCUUAAGGCAUUUUACAAUCUGGAAAUUAAAGUGUUUUGAAUUUGACAUACAUGUAUCUAUCUCAUGUAUGCCAUAUAAUAGGUAUCCGCUACGAAACUGGUUUAUUUGGAAACAAAAUGCACCCCUUAUGCCUUAGAGUGCCAAGAGCUUGGAAUUCGGGGUAUAUCAACUUAGAAAAAGCGAUCAAUAUUAUUGAUGCCAUUUGUGCCAAAAAUGUAUAUAGACUUGUAGCAAGCCGAUAGAUGUCAUUUUCCUGAAUCAUGGACGCUAUUUUAUAGGGAAAUGGACCCAAAACAAAAACGAAUACUUUCGCUGCUGGGCUUCGUGCAAUGGUAUAUUUCUCUGUUACAGUGUUCUACGUUUGUUAUCUGAGUUCGUCUCAGGUUCUGAAGUGGGAAUUGAUGCAUAAGAAAUCACUCAGGCUUGAGCCAUCGGUAUCAAUCUGAUCAUAAAGAAAUAAAGAAUAUUUGUAACUCCUU
Molecule: messenger RNA, 2240 nt
Organism: Lingula anatina
Lineage: Eukaryota; Metazoa; Brachiopoda; Lingulata; Lingulida; Lingulidae
Product: tubulin alpha-1C chain
Biological process (GO): microtubule-based process
Cellular component (GO): microtubule
Molecular function (GO): GTP binding; structural constituent of cytoskeleton
Source: RefSeq, a predicted model, not a curated record